Molecule: messenger RNA, 2487 nt
Organism: Hypoxylon trugodes
Lineage: Eukaryota; Fungi; Ascomycota; Sordariomycetes; Xylariales; Hypoxylaceae
Exons: 2
Coding region: 147-2090 (647 amino acids)
Molecular function (GO): protein binding
Source: RefSeq, a predicted model, not a curated record
UCGAAAUACGACUUGAUUCUGUAGUUGUCCACGGAGACAUACGAUUGUGAUUGUUUUUGGGGGACGACUGCGGUGGAUGAGAAGAUUUGCCAUUUCGCAGGAGUGUUUUGAACUUUUAGAAUUUUUCGAGAAUAACGAUAUUCGCAAUGCCGGGUCACCAUCAUAACCACCGCCACGCGAGGCGGGAUGGCUGGGAGCAGUUUAUCGACGGUGUCGAGAGUGCGGCUAACGAUUUCAACCCUUUCAAAUCCGCACCUACUGCUCAGGCAAAAGCUGCUGAGCCAUCGACCGUCUACAAAACUGUUUACCAGACCAUGUCGAAAACAUUCGACGGCCCAAUUGCUGGCUAUUCGACUGUAGGUCAGACCGAUGAUACCCCCGAAACCCACGCCGCCGCCGCGCCUACUUCGGUCGUUCAAGCGCAAGCUUCCGCUUCGCAAGUUAAAGAACAAGAUACGACCGCCGCUUCAAUCGUUAAGGCCCAAGAAACUGCGAAGGGCACAGACAAAUCGGUUUUACCCGAAUCGAUUAUGCAAAGUUCUUCUAUCGAUCUUGACGAACACUCCACGCUCGCAAUUGCGACCAGCACUCCUACAACACUUGUUCAGGCUACUAAGAAUGUUGAAUCAUCUCAAAUUAGCUCUGCAACAAAUGCUGCGGCCGCUGCCUCUUCCUCCGCUUCUCCUACAGCUGCAGCGGAAUCUUCGGGCAGUGAUACGAGUGGCGCAGCAAAAGCUGGUAUUGCAAUUGGUGUUCUAGGUGGUGUUCUUGUAGUUGCUCUGCUCAUCUACUUCUUGUUCAGCAGACGCAGAAAGCAGCUUGAGAGAGACCAGAACCAAGACAACGAGAAGAUCCACGGACCUAUUGUUGGCCGCACCGCCUCCAUUCGUUCGACCCAGACCAGUGCUACUGCACCCCAAUUAAGCCUACGACCUGUUACCGAAUUCAUGCCCACUUUCGGUGAGCGACGAUCAAGCAAAGGUGCCGCUCUAGCACUUGCAACUGGUGCAGCUCACGCGACCCCUCGAAAUGUUCCUCAGUCGCCUUGGGAACGUCCUGGUGCCAACCGCGCCAAUGACCACCCCGAGAACCCCUUCGGUAACAAUGCGGAGCGUGCUCACACGCCCACUGGAAACGAUGGCCCCACUAACCCGUUCGAGAACCCGGAGAAUGUAGUUGGCGUCGCCCAAACUACAAACUCGCCGCCAAAAUCCUCCCCAAUUGAUACCGCUGCCGCUGCUGGCGCCGGAGCUCUUGCCGGUGCCGCUGCAGGUGCCGCCUUAGCUCGCAAGGCUUCAACCCGAAAAGACGCGCCCGCUCCUCUAGAUCUCACCAACUCAAAUGGACCACCUAGCCCGGCUGAUACUGAGUUCAGUGUUCACUCUGUUGCUCCCGGUCAAUCCCCUGGUCCUUCGAGAAGCGCUGCGGCCAUUGCGGCAGCCGGUGGUCCGGCCCACUCCGCUGUUCACCGUGUCCAACUAGAUUUCAAGCCGACUUUGGAAGACGAAAUGGGAUUGAGAGCUGGUCAACUUGUUCGAUUGCUACAUGAGUACGAUGAUGGUUGGUCUCUCUGCAUCCGACUUGACCGCAGUCAGCAAGGAGUCGUCCCUAGAACCUGCCUAUCGACUCGACCUGUAAAGCCCCGUACUGCUGGAAGCCCUCCCGGUGGUCGCAACGGUCCGCCUGUGAACCCCAGCGGCCCACGUGGCCCCCGAGGUCCUGGACCCAACUAUCCUCCUGGACAACGACCCAUGACCCCCCAGAGUGGUCGCCCGCAGUCUCCUAUGCACCAUCCCAUGCAACACGGACGCCCUCAAUCACCUGCUAUGAUGCGACCCCACUCGCCCGCCACUGGACGCCCAAUGAGCCCGUACGGUAGUCGCCCGGCUUCCCCCGCUACCGGUCGACCGAUGAGCCCAGGUCCCCGAGCUCAAUCCCCCGGACCUAGGCAACAACGAAGAAUGAGCCCACCGGGACCUAGCCCGAUGAACCCUAACAGUGGUGCCCCUUCGCAACAGCAAUACCGAGGACCUCAAGGGCCUCCCCAGGGACCUAUUGACAGGAAGCCUGUUCCUGGCCAAGCGUACUAAUCUGUAACGCUUGAAAAAAAAAAUCAAACAGCCUUACUCGAAUAAUGGCUAUUGAAUAUGACGGUCUACAUAACCACUUAUACAACGUAUAGACCUCUCGGCUAUAUUCUAGUGGUGCAUUAAACCUUUGCUCCCCUCGACCAUGACGAACCUUGACGAACUUGGGAACGAUUUGACCUUCUCGACACUCGCUUGCGACUUCUCGCUCUCUAUUUGCUACACUUCUAAAUUUGGCGUCUUUUUUCUGCAUUUGUCUUUUUUGUUUUGCAAUUUCGACCAUCGCAUGUUCGCUUCAUCGCUUUUCGUCGGAAAAAGUUAGAAGUGUUGACCUCGAUCAGGCACUUCACACAAUUUCACUGGGAUGGAGUCACUCUAUGGCUGCUCAGAUCGGGAUAAU